Diospyros lotus (date-plum) is the source of this 4197-nucleotide messenger RNA. RefSeq names its product squamosa promoter-binding-like protein 14. Lineage: Eukaryota; Viridiplantae; Streptophyta; Magnoliopsida; Ericales; Ebenaceae. The coding region runs from base 461 to 3661 and encodes 1066 amino acids. Gene Ontology annotation, molecular function: DNA binding. The record is from RefSeq and is a predicted model, not a curated record. Gene Ontology annotation, cellular component: nucleus. The transcript is spliced from 11 exons.
UCUCUGCUCGCUUUUCUCUCUCUCUCUCUCUCUCCCUCUCUCUCUGUAUCGCAUGUACAACGGACAAGCCCACGUCAAUAUUAAAACAACAAAAAAAAAAAGUGGGGUUCCAGAGACGAAGAUCAAUUCGGAAGCCUGCCUCUCAUUGAUUCCCCAUCUGGUCGGCGGCCGGCCGGAGCAAGACCUUUUUCACGCCCCCCAAAAUCCGUCUUCCGGCAAGAGUUUUCGGUUUGUUACUGCCGAUGUUUGUCUGCCUUCUCGAUUUCCGUCGUCUCUGCGAUCUGAAUCUGAUUCCCUUUUCUUGUCUUUUUGACUGCUGCGAAAGAAAUUCGAUCGGGUUGGAGAUCCUGCAGAAAACCUGAUUUGGCAGGGGAGUUGGUUUGAGUAAAGAGGCAAAUGGAGUUCUUUGACUCUGAACACCCCUCGUGAAGGCUCAUCAUACUUUGAGAACUUUUGAGGGAUGGAACAGGUAGGUGCCCGAAUCGCCUCUCCGAUGUUUGCACACCAGCCUCUUGUGUAUGAGGGGCAUGCCAUACCAAAGAGGAAGCAUAAUUUAUUGUUUGAGCCGCCAAAUUACCAGCUGCAACAGGGGGAAUCCGGUUUUCAAAUCCCCGCAGGCGACUGGAACUCUAAGAAUUGGAUCUGGGACAGUGUCCGGUUCAUUGCCAAACCAUUGGAAUCCGAUGUAUUCCCUCUUGGGGCUAAUGCAAACUCAGUGCAGUCUGAACAACAGCAAAUAAGUGACAGGGAAGAUGGUGGGGUUCCUUCAUUAUCGAAGAAAAGUGGUUUAGAUGAUGAGGAUGAGACCCUUCGGUUGAACCUAGGUGGUGGGGGCUUGAGUUCUUUGGAGGAGCGAAUGUCAAAGCCCAAUAAGAGAGUCAGAUCGGGAUCUCCUGCUGGGCGCACCUAUCCGAUGUGUCAGGUUGAUGAUUGCCAGGAAAACCUGGCAAAUGCUAAGGACUAUCAUCGCCGGCAUAAAGUUUGUGAGACUCACAGCAAAUCAAGUAAAGCAUUAGUAGCAAAACAGAUGCAAAGGUUCUGCCAACAGUGCAGCAGGUUUCAUCUUCUUUCUGAGUUUGAUGAGGGGAAACGGAGUUGUAGGCGUAGGCUUGCUGGGCAUAACCGGCGAAGGAGAAAAACUCAGACAGAGGGUGUUUCCUCGCAGAUAUUACCCUCUGUUGACCAUAAUAAAACUGGCAAUGCGGAUUUAGAUAUAGUUAAUUUGCUAAAAGUUUUAGCUCACGCACAAGAGAACAAAGAGGUUAAAAGCACUAAUUGGUCAUCGCUACCUAGCAAGGAUCAAAUCAUUCAGAUUCUCAGCAAGAUAAGUUCAUUGCGUUUGCCACUUGAUUUAGAAGCAAAGUUAGCUGCAUUGGGAAAUAUAAGUAGAUCCAUUCCUGAACAAGCAUCUUCAGAUAACCAUAGCAGGUUGAAUGGAAACAUGUCCUUUCCCCCUACCAAGGAUUUACUUGCUGUCAUGUCGACCACUCUGCCAGCCUCUCCUCCUGAUCCCCCUGCAGUUCUGUCCGAAGGAAACAACCAGGAUGUUGAUACAGAUAAGUUUAAGCUGGCCUGUAGGGACCAAGCAUUAAAUAUUCACACACGAAAGGAAGUUGCUCCUGAGUUUCCUUCGGCUGGAGGAGAGAGUAGCAGUUCAACUUACCAGUCUCCUGUUGAGGAUUCAGUUUACCAAGUUCAACAUUCUGGGGCAAAUUUACCUUUGCAGCUGUUUGGUUCCUCACCUGAAGAUAAUCACCCAACAAAACUGGGGCGUUCAAGAAAGUACUUCUCUUCUGACAGCAGUAAUCCCAUUGAAGAGACAUCGCAUUCAUCUUCUCCAACUGUUGUGCAACAACUUUUUCCAAUGCAGACCACAAGAGAAGUUGAUGCAGAGAGGAUCUCGACAGGUGGAGAAGUUAGUGGAAAUAUUGAAGGCAGUAAUACUAAUCGUUGCUUUGCAUCUCUUGAGCUUUUUGGACGGCCAAAUAAAGGUGCUAGUAAUGUUUCAUUUAAAGGCUUGCCAUACCAGGCAGGGUCCAUGUCCUCCUCUGGGUCUGAUCACUCACCAUCUAGCUUCAAUGCUGAUGUGCAGGAUCGGACUGGAAGGAUAAUAUUCAAACUAUUUGGCAAGGACCCCAGCCAAUUACCUGGAACAUUGCGAACUCAGGUCUACAAUUGGCUUUCUUACAGUCCAUCAGAAAUGGAGAGUUACAUUAAGCCUGGUUGUGUGGUCCUAUCCAUUUAUAUGUUGAUGUCAUCUUCUGCUUGGGAGCAACUUGAAGCAAACCUUCUACAGCAUGUCAAUUCUUUGGUUUACAAUUCUGAUACUGACUUCUGGAGAAAUGGAAGGUUUUUUGUUCAUGCAGGAAGGCAGUUAGUUUCUCACAAGGAUGGAGAUAUUCGCAUCUGUAAAUCUUGGAGAGCUUGGCACUCCCCAGAGUUAACGUUAGUGUCCCCCUUGGCAGUUGUAGGUGGGGAAGAGACCUCUCUUUCUUUGAGGGGACGAAACCUGAAUAUUCCUGGAACCAAGAUUCACAUCACGCAUAUGGGUGGUUACUUAUCAGGAGUUCCAGAACCAGCGAAUGAUGAAACUUCAUUUAAUGAGAUAAAGUCGGUCAGUUUUAAAAUUCAUGGGUUGCCUCCUGGUGUACUUGGUCGCUGUUUCAUUGAGGUCGAGAAUGGUUUGACAGGCACCAGUUUUCCUGUGAUAAUAGCCAAUGCUAACAUCUGUGACGAAUUGAGACUCCUUGAGCGUGAAUUUGAUGAGGGUGCCGAAAUGCAUGGUACUAUUUCAGAGGAUCAUGUUCCUGAUUAUGGGCAAUCCCAGUCAAAGCGAGAGGUACUGCACUUCUUAAAUGAACUUGGAUGGCUAUUCCAGAGGAAGCGAGACUGUUUGCAAUCCGAGGUUCCUGAUUAUGCACUUGCUCGGUUCAAAUUUUUGUUUGUAUUCUCCGUUGAAAGGGACUGUUGUGCCUUGGCUAGAACCCUCCUGAACAUUCUACUAGAAGGCGGGGAGCCAUCAAGAGAGUCUUUAGAGAUGCUAUCUGAUAUUCACCUUCUGACCAGAGCAGUUAAAAGAAGGUGCAGGAACAUGGUUGACUUGCUCAUUCGGUACUCUGUACUCAGUGGUAACGGUACCUCCAAGUACAUUUUCCCACCAAAUUUUGUUGGACCUGGCGGUGUUACACCUCUACAUCUAGCUGCUUGCACCUCCAGUUCAGAUGAUAUCGUUGAUGCUUUAACAAGUGACCCGCAGGAGAUUGGGUUGCACUGCUGGAACUCCCUUCUGGAUGCAAAUGGGCGGUCUCCACAUGCCUAUGCCUUGAUGAGGAAUCACCACUCCUACAACCGGCUGGUGGCUCGUAAGCUUGCUGACCGAAGGAAUGGUCAAUUAUCUGUAUCUAUGGGAGUUGAGAUAGAGCAACAAGGACUUUCCCAAUUCAAGCGGGGGCAGAUCUCUUGUUCUACGUGUGCUGCCGUGGCCUCAAGGUACAACAGGAGGGUGCCUGGUUUACAAGGCUUCCUUCAACAGCCAUACAUGCACUCCAUCCUCGCCAUUGCUGCUGUCUGUGUAUGUGUCUGCCUGUUUUUACGAGGCCAGCCAGAUAUCGGAAGGGUUGCCCCCUUUAAGUGGGAGAAUUUAGGUUACGGCUCAAGUUAAUCCGAAGAAAAAGCAAAUAACCGAGGCUUUGGUAGUUUGGCCGCCGGCUUCUUGGAAUUUUACUUGGGACGGAACAAUGAAAAUUGGAGAUAUUGGGUUGUGAUUCGGGUAAUGAAUGCUGUUGCUGAUUUUGGGGGAUCCUUUUGCAUUUUGACUUUCUUCUUGAUCCGCCUGCCUCCAUAGUAUGUAGAGCGAGCGAAGAGCAUUCCAAGUAAGAGAGGGGUGGUGAAUGAACCUACUAGGAGGACCGGAAAACCCAAGCAAUUUGUGAAAGCGAAAGUGAGGCCAUCCAUUACCCGUUUGAGACUGCGUAAGAAAAAUCUGUUGCUUUUUCUUGGUUAAUUAUGGUGGAGGUUAUUUUGUAAAAAUAAAAAAUAAAAAAAAUUCAUGAGACUACAUAUGGAUUAAUUAUUUUAUGACUGUAAAGCCGAUCACUGCUACUCACUUUAGGAUCAUUUAGGCAUUGUGAUAUUUACAUUAUGGAACAGUGAAAUAUUAUGCUGGAAAUAACAGCUACUUUUCUGUUCCGGAGUUUA